Molecule: messenger RNA, 1422 nt
Organism: Leptosia nina
Lineage: Eukaryota; Metazoa; Arthropoda; Insecta; Lepidoptera; Pieridae
Source: the annotation of a GenBank genome assembly
AUGUCAUAUUUUGAACAGAUUGCAGAUAAAAUGCGUUUAGCACUAUUCUCCCUAGUGCUUAUACUAUGCAGUGUGUAUUUAUCACAUGCAUAUGAAGAUGCCAACUUAGAAGAUGAUGACUUUGCUGAGUUUGAACAAUUUGAUGCUGACGAUGAAGAGGUAGCCACUAUCGAUGAGGAGGGAGAAGAAGUUCCUGUCAAACCAAAGAUAACUCCUAAGGAACCACCGCCAUCUAGCAUUGAGCUAGAAGAUGAACUUGUUGAGGAUGAAGAUAAUGAGUUUGAGCAUUUUCAAGAUCCCGAAGAGUUUGAAGGUUUCCAAGACCCCACACCCAAAACUUCUGAAGAACCUAAAAUUACUAUUACAAAGGUCCCGGUUGUAAUCCACCCUCGUUGGGAUGCCUAUUGGUUGGAAGGAAUUCUAUGCUGUCUUCUUGCCUCAUAUGCCUUAGCAUAUGCUGUUGGAAGAGCAAAGAAUACCUCCAUUGCUACAAACUUCCUUAAACUACAUAAACCACUUCUAGAGGACAAUUUCACAUUAGUUGGAGACACUGGUUUAGAUGUGGUGGCUGACAGUGACGAGCGCGGCUGGCGAAGAGAGGCCGAGCACUGCUUCACUAUGUGGUGCAGUGGACGACAAUGCUGCGAAGGAAUGUUACUCACACUUAAAUUAAUUAAGCGUCAAGAUCUAGUCCAUGUAUUAUUAGGAGUGGUGCGUCCAAGUCCAGACACUCUUCUCAUACGAGUGGAACUCGGCAAAGACGAUAGCGAUCCGUUUGUUCUAUGCAUAGCGCAGAAGAAGAUCGCCACACGACUCUCGAAGGAAAUGCAGGACUUGAGCAUGUUCUGCCCCGAGCGUCGUCCUGGCGACAAGCACGGUUUGCCGUCGGCCCUCUCCGUGAUGUCGGAGUGCGCUGAGGCGACCGGAUCCCUUCUGGACUCGCGGGUCACUGCGGCGCUUGAGCAGUACCAUAAACAUAUUCAGUACAUACACAUAUCAGACAAGUACUGUGGACCGAAGCAAAUGGAAGAGACAACAGUGACGAAACCCCCUGAUACUGAGAAAGUCAUGCUAGUCAGUCUCGCUCUGGGUCCAGAUGGUGGUGGGGAUGAAGUUAGGCCUUUGCUAUUACUAGUCUUCCACCUACUUGAUAAGAUAAAACGGUUGCGACUUAGUAAAGAGGCUUUAGUGAAGUGCGAGAAGCGGCGUCAGAAGGUUACAGAGGUUUGGAUGCGUGGUGCUCAUGCGGCCCGACAAGAGCUUGCGGCUCAGAAGAGGGAAGAGAAGAGAAAACAAGAAAAAGAAAAGAUUCUCGCGGAAGAUGACCCAGAGAAGCAACGCCGUUGGGAACUCAAAGAGCAAAAGCGUCAGCAGAAACGCAAAGCGCCAAAAAUGAAGCAGCUCAAAGUGAAAGCAAUGUAA